This is a messenger RNA of Trypanosoma grayi, 1662 nucleotides long. RefSeq names its product phosphatidylinositol-4-phosphate 5-kinase. The transcript has a single exon. Lineage: Eukaryota; Euglenozoa; Kinetoplastea; Trypanosomatida; Trypanosomatidae. The coding region runs from base 1 to 1662 and encodes 553 amino acids. The record is from RefSeq and is a predicted model, not a curated record.
AUGAGCGGUGGCUAUGCCAUCGAUGCGGAGGCCCCGCUGUCCUCGCCAGACGGCUACGUGACCGACGUGCAGCUCCCCGGCAACCGCGUGUACACGGGCGAGGUGAGCGAGGAGUGCAUGCACGGCACUGGCUGCCUGCGGAGCGAGCUGGACGUGUACACCGGCGACUUCCGCAGUAACAUGCGCCAAGGCCACGGCACGUUUUGCUCCACCGUUGAUGUUCACCCGAGCGGCGUCAAGAUGUACGAGGGAGGCUGGGACGAGGACGAGCGUCACGGCAAUGGCACGAUUGAGUGGUGCAACGGCGACACGUACACGGGGCAGUUCUACAGGGGUAAGCCGCACGGCUCAGCUGGUCGCUACGUCUUUGCCGACGGCCGCGUGUACGUUGGUGGGUACAAGCACGGCGUGCGGCACGGUUUUGGGCGGCUGACGCAGCGCAACGGGGAGUACUACGAGGGCCACUUCAUGGACGGCGCCAUGACGGGGGAGGGGACGGCGUGGUAUGCCGGCGGCGGCCGCGUGUACAAGGGGCUCUGGGAAGGCGGUAGGAAGGUGCGUGGCAAGAUGACGUUCGCGGGCAGCAGUCGCUUGUACGACGGCGACUGGUUGAACGAGAAGCCGCAUGGCUCUGGCGAGAUGAUAUUCGCCAACGGCGACCACUACGUGGGGGAGUUCGUUGCGGGGAAGCUGAGCGGCAGCGGCUGUAUCACGUACCACUCGCUUGGCGGCCGUUCGUACCGCGGCGCUUUCAUGGACGACCAGCCACACGGCAAAGGAACCGUCACGUUGCCGAAUGGCACCGCAACGGAGGUAUAUUUCAUGCGCGGCAAACAACUCGCNGCGGACGACACCGCCGCGAUUGAUGAGGUGUCGAAGGAGCUCGCAGCACUUCUGAUGCUGCACAACGGCGCAAGUAACAAGGGCAAGAAGACGGCAUCGGCGUUGUGGCCAACGGUGAAGCGGGGUGGCAGCCCCACAGAGUCACCGCCUGUGGCGAACUUGACAACCGCACAAGCAAAGAGUAGCAGCAACGCAUCGCCGCUGCCGGAGCCAACACACAGCACGGAAGAGGUGGCGGCGUCACCACCACUUGCGCCGGCAACCGAAACCGGAUCGAUGGAGCUUACGAUACCGAGACUCCCCACAGUGUACCCACACGGCCCAGUGUCGGAUGUGAGGGGCAGUAGAAGCAGCCUAAGCAAGGAGGAGACGGCGGAGAUAAUGGCGGUCUCUGCUGGUGUCAUCGCCGGCAGCCACACUGACGGCUGCAAAGGGUGGCUUGAGAAGUUUUCCAUUGGGCGCAGCCGUUUCGGCCCAUCUAACUGGCGUCGCCGGUAUUUUGUUCUUGUACAGUUUAACGCCACAGUGGCUUUAAGCUAUUUCCGGGAUGAGUUGUGCCGAAAACCGGUGUCAUUCCUGCGGCUUGACGCGUGCGACACUCGUCUUGUCACGAGGCCGUCGAUUCGGACACACAAGGAGGCAACAAAGCCUGGGCGUGACUUGUGCAUUGUUUACAUUGAAGGUGCAAAGGAGUACAAACUCCUCCUUCGAGCUGACACGGAGGAGGAGCACGACUACUGGGUUGACGAAUUACGCAAACCGUUUGCGAUCGUCGACUACCCAUCGGAUUAUCCACUACUUGCGUGCAGUCAAGAGUAG